Dibothriocephalus latus is the source of this 444-nucleotide messenger RNA. NCBI's taxonomy places the organism in Eukaryota, Metazoa, Platyhelminthes, Cestoda, Diphyllobothriidea, Diphyllobothriidae. The record is from the annotation of a GenBank genome assembly.
AUGACAUCCCUGCCGCGCAGUUGGAACCUGCCCAUGUUCAUGAGACCGACCAUCCAGAUGCAACUCCUCUGGCUCUGUCCCCAGUCCUGCACAGAAGUCGUGACGGACGUGGAACGUCGAGAGAAAACCCGCCUGCUGGAGACGAUCAGCCGUAAGUUGACCAACAUCUCCAGCGACCUCGCGCCUGACGAUAUUGCCGUCAUCACAAUUUCGGCCUCGGAGACGCGAACAGCGAUAAUGAGCGAGGGCGAACAGAUGACACCAUUCAAUCUGCUAGCCUCCAUUGGUGGCAUCUUCGGACUCUUCCUAGGACUUUCCGGUGUGACAACAUUUGAAGUUAUUGAGGCCUGGGCUAUCAUUCUGCCUCAUCUGAUUCCUCUUUGCCGCUAUUCGCUGUAUUUGGUCAAGAGCUUUUGGAGAGGUGAAGAGAUAGCCGUAAAUUAG